CUCUAUACAAUCCAUAUUUCCAGACAUAUUCCCUAUAUUAUACCAGAACAGAUACCAAGAUGUUGGCACGCUUCGCAGCUGGCACUCUCUCACGGACAAGGCAGUCAGUUUCGUCAACCUCAUGGCUGCUCAGGCGGCAGUUCUCAACUGAUGCGGACUCCCAUGAUGACUUCAAGCCAAAGUUCGCCGCCUCUGGGGAGCCGGCGAGCGUCGAAGAGCAGAUCAAGCAGUCUAUCACAAGCGACAAGGUCCAUGUCUUCAUGAAGGGCACGCCGGAGACGCCGCAAUGCGGCUUCAGCCGCAUGGCCUGCGUCGUCUUGCAGGCCUACGGUGUCCAGUUCGGUGCCACCAACGUGCUUGCCGACCCGGCCAUGCGGGAGGCCAUCAAGCAGUUCACCAGCUGGCCUACCAUCCCACAGGUGUUUGUGAACGGCGAGUUCGUUGGCGGUUGCGACAUCCUGUUGGGUAUGCACGAGAGUGGCGAGCUGGAGAAGCUGCUGGCGCCCGUGCGGGAGGCACAGGGAGGACCCAAGUAGGGUAACCCCCAGAUGUACCCUAUCGCACCGGUAACUGGUAACUGGUAACCACUAACUAUGCACAGCUGGAACUGACACAUGCCGACCUCCUGGGACCCGUGGGUCGCAUCACAGCAGGAGCCAGAGCGGGUGGGAGAAGCUUUGUAGCGACGCCUCUUUUCUGCGUUGUCCGGGAUGAUUUGCAGCUGCGCAUUUGUGUGGGUGUGAUGGUUGCGGGGGUCCGGGUCCGGGUCGAGAUAGGUGGGAGGUGUGUUGUGGUAGGUGCCCACAACAGUGGCCGAAGACUACCGCAGUGGCUUUUCAUGCAUGUGCGCGUGACUGCUAGCCAACUGGUACUAUCCAUAUUAGGGGGCUGCUGGCAUUGCCUGACGGACGUGGCUGCUAAGUGGCGGGG
Messenger RNA from Astrephomene gubernaculifera, 930 nucleotides. The record is from the annotation of a GenBank genome assembly. NCBI's taxonomy places the organism in Eukaryota, Viridiplantae, Chlorophyta, Chlorophyceae, Chlamydomonadales, Astrephomenaceae.